AUUAAACCAUAUGAGCAUAUGAUGUGUUUCAAAGUAACUAUGAGUGUUAAAAUAAAUGUAGUGGAGUAAAAAGAACAAUAUGCCUCUGAAAUGCAGUGGUUCAAGGUUCAAGGUUCUUUAUUGUCAAUCUGACAUAGCUACAGAGUAAUUAUGUAGUUGAAAAUCUUAUGUCACAGGCUUCACAGGUGUAGCAUAAAGUAGCAUUAAAUGGAACCACUAUUGUAAAUAGUACUUACUUUUCACUGCCUACUGUACCUGUUUUUUAAUCGAGGUAAAGGUACGCGUAAUUUGUCGAUCUAUCCACUUUACGCAUGCGUCAGCGUUGCAUGAAUCUUCCAUACAUUGACUUGUAUCCCUUUUUAAUCCACAGUUUUGCUGCAGAAUUACUAGAUUAUAGUUUACUACGUUGUUUACAUGUGAUGCGUUCAAUGAGCCUCUCUGCAGGGAAAGAGUCACUCUGGAGGUAACACCCCGGAAGUCCUCGUGCAGCAGGCAGCAUGGCGCGGUGUGGAAUAACUUGUUGACAUUUUACCUUCACUACAAACAGCCUGCGCAUUCUGCUAUCCCGUCAACAUUGUGCAGUCAUGGUGUCCUGUGCUCUUUUCAUCCUCGGCCCUCUGUGGAUCCACAUUCUGGGACAUGCAUGCAGCGGAGAGGAUUUGUCCCGGGAAGAGGUGUUGUCCUGGGUCAGAGUGCGGGUCCUGGAGGGCCUCAGGCUGGAGGAGCCUCCUUUAACCCCAGUGCAGGCUCCAGAUAGGGACCCCGCACCUCAAAGGGCCCCCAGGGCGAGCAGGACAACGUGGGUCAAGCAACAAAGCAGUCCGACUCGGGAAACAUCUGAAAUGAUUGUCUUCCCAAGUUCUGACUCAUCCUGUGCCAGAUCUGACUCUGCAGAAACCGCCAGUAGCCACUUCACAUAUUACUUCCAGCCCUCCAUGAACAGCCAGGAGACUUCAGUCACGUCUGCCCACUUCUGGUUCUACGCAGGCGAAGGAGCAGCCAACUCCUCCGCCCAGCUGUUCAUGGUGACUUCAGCUCAGCAGCUCCAGCAGGCGGCGGAGGCUCCUUCAAAGACGAGCUCAGACGGGUGGACGACCUUUGACCUGGAGCAAAACCCUCUGGCCUCUGUGGCUGAGGGCCCCUUCCUGCUUCAGGUCCGCUGUCCAGCCUGUCAGUGCAGCAGCAGUGAACCAGACCACACCCCCUUCCUCCACCUCCACGUUCAGCCUCGAGGUCCUGCCCGCUCCCCCCGCAGUGUCACCACCAUCCCCUGGUCUCCUGCUGCUGUGGAGCUGCUCCAGAGACCCUCUGAGGAGCGACUCGGCGACUGCACCAGAGUGGAGGUCCAGAUCAGCUUCGAGGAGCUGGGCUGGGACAGCUGGAUCGUGCACCCCAAGGCGCUCACUUUCUACUACUGCCAGGGGAACUGCUCAGCCGAGGGUCGGACCGCCACCAUGCUGGGGAUCAAACAGUGUUGCGCCCCGGUGCCGGGGACCAUGAGGUCCCUGAGGAUCACCACAACAUCCGACGGAGGGUACACGUUCAAUUAUGAGACCCUGCCCAACAUCAUGCCUGAAGAGUGUACUUGUAUGUGACAUCUUAAAAGGCCAGUUUACCCAAAUAACAAAAAAGGAUAUUUCCUGUUUUCUACAGUCUUUGAAAGAUAAUGAAACUGCUAUCUAAGAUUGAAUCUACUUUCUACCAAAAAU
Molecule: messenger RNA, 1709 nt
Organism: Trematomus bernacchii (emerald rockcod)
Lineage: Eukaryota; Metazoa; Chordata; Actinopteri; Perciformes; Nototheniidae
Gene: inha
Product: inhibin subunit alpha
Exons: 3
Coding region: 585-1595 (336 amino acids)
Biological process (GO): SMAD protein signal transduction
Cellular component (GO): extracellular region
Molecular function (GO): growth factor activity; cytokine activity
Source: RefSeq, a predicted model, not a curated record